Botrytis fragariae is the source of this 2415-nucleotide messenger RNA. Its product is annotated as putative c6 zinc finger domain containing protein. Bases 1 to 2415 code for a protein of 804 amino acids. Gene Ontology annotation, biological process: positive regulation of transcription by RNA polymerase II. Gene Ontology annotation, molecular function: zinc ion binding; DNA-binding transcription factor activity, RNA polymerase II-specific; transcription cis-regulatory region binding. NCBI's taxonomy places the organism in Eukaryota, Fungi, Ascomycota, Leotiomycetes, Helotiales, Sclerotiniaceae. Gene Ontology annotation, cellular component: nucleus. The transcript has 4 exons. The record is from RefSeq and is a predicted model, not a curated record.
AUGCCACGUCCAAAGAAAGUGGGAGCACCAGAACCUAAGAGAAGGAGUAGGAAUGGAUGUUGGCCCUGCAAAGCUCGCAAAGUUAAAUGCGACGAAACUCGCCCAACUUGUGUGAAAUGUUCGAAACUGAACGAAAUCUGCGAUUACAGUAUACGAUUGAAUUGGGAGGGUCGAGGCAAGAAAAGGGUUCAGAAUGGUAUCAUUACUACUGGGCCGAAUACUUUCUUGACCUCGAACCAAACAACUCCAAAUGCAAGUAACAACCCUUCGGCUUCGGGGUCAUUUACUAGCUUCCGAUCUCUCCCCGCAGCAUCUGCGCAUCGUGAUGAGCAUUCAAGUCGCGACGACAGGGCGUCUGGGGAACGUAUAGCCGAUACAUCGAUGAUCGAUCCCGCCUUGAUCCGACCUGCAUAUCCACCCAUUGUAACUUUCCAAGAUAUAUUGCCCAAAGAUUAUGGUCGCCAAAGCCAACACUACCCUCAAAGCUUUGAACGAUAUCAAUCCAGUACCUCUAUCACUCCACUCUCAGCCCAGUCACCUGGCCUGUCGAUAUUCGGUCAUCUUCAAGUUGCGGAUGAAUCUGGAAGUCCAAUUUCAAACAGAAGCGCACUCCCAAGUACCGAAAGUCCAUUGUCAACUCCUCCAUAUCUCGGAAGUGGUUACGGAACACCAGCGACUGAGAGCUCUAUAGCAGAUCGACCUGCUAAACGCACACGAUACGACAGUUCACUUCAUAGUGCACGAAUGCUUCCUCCCUUAGUGUCCAAUCCGGAUCCCAACUACGACUCUCGAAACACAACCAUUCAUACUUCCCAGGUAGAAUCUGAAUCAAUGCGCGGGGUGGAUAUUGAUAAGGCCAAAGCUAGACCAAGCCGUGAAUUCUCACGCAGACUCUCGGUAAAUUCACUGUUGUCGGGACCGCUUGAUGGAACACCCUCUGAACAACCCAGCAAUGGGAGAGGGUGGGAUUACCAAAGUCAGGAUUGGACACCGUACAUGCAUGAUGUAUACCAGGAUACAGAAACAUGGGGGAUUGAUCGAGGAUUGAUGGACUUGGACAUUGGUAAGAAUGAUGACAUCAAUGCAAUAUCAGAAUCGUCUCCCAAGCUAUUGGGAAUUCACCAGGACUAUGAUUCAGAUAAUGGAGGGGAGUUAUCGCCGGUGGAAUUUGGCUUCGGCAUGGAAAUCAAUGAGACAGCCCUUGAAGUUGGAUAUUACGACAAACCGGUUUCGAUAUGUAUACCUCGUGUACUUCAACCACUGCCUGCAAAAUUACUGGAAAAUCCUAUGAAUCUACUUUAUUUUGUAAGCCCUCUUUACGCAUACUGGCUUGAGCUUAUUCUACCGCAGAUGGCGGUUCGAGACGAUGAUUUGUUACAUCUUCUACUUGCAUACUCUGCCACGCAUCGGGCCAGACUUCUAAGACAACCAGAGCCUGCGACUCGUAUAGCUCUAUGGGUCAAAGACAUCUUUCCUAACCUUAGGCACGCGCUCGAUGAUCCAAAUAAAAUCACAUCGAAUGUUAACCUCGCCACGGUGAUCAUGCUCGCAUCUUUGGAAAUAAUAUCUCCAAAGGUCUUUGGAGUUGCCGUUCCAUGGCAGAAACACCUCGAGUUCGCACGACAAAUGCUCGUUGCCAGGGGUGGAGCUCAUCGUAUGCAAACUAUAUCCCGGAAAGAUAAAGUCUCGUCUUUCCUAUGGAGUUGGUUUGCAUAUUUGGAUGUCCUUGGCAGUAUGAGUGGAGGACAGAACCUUUCGUCCGCUUGGAUGUUGGAUUAUGAAGCAGAAGAUGAAGAGGAUGGUUACCAGAUUGACUGUAUUUUAGGUUUCACUAGUCAUUGCAUCCGAAUACUUGCCAAAGUUGCCAAUCUUGCACGUCAAUGUGACGAACGUCGCAUUAAUCCUGAUUCAACGAUUAAACAAGAAUGGCAACCAUCCGAUGAAGUUGUGAGCCGCGCGCACAAACUGGAAGCAGAUCUCAUCGAGUCGCGGCGUCACCCAGCGAAACCUUGCACUCACAUGCAAUCUAAGUCUGAAGCAGAAUAUGGUUGGGAUAGUCUUGAGGUCGCUGCAACCAAUGAAGCUUUUCAUUCUGCUGGGCUAGUUCAUCUACAUCGCAGGAUACUGGGAAAACCUUCAGCUCAUGAGGAUGUUCAGCAUGCCGUUGGUGAGAUACUUGGCUCCUUCAACAAGAUUAGGAAAGGAAGUAGUGCCGAAGCAUGCUUGUUAUUUCCCAUGUUCACAGCUGGGUGUGAUAUAUGGGAUGAGAAACAAAGAUCGGAUAUUCUCGAACGAAUGAAUAGGGUUGAGAGAUACGGAAUGACACAAGCACAUAAAGCACGGAGAUUGAUGGAGCAGGUCUGGGAAUCUGGGAAACCAUGGGAGACGUUAGUAGGCGGAGAAUUCUUUGGUUGA